AUGGGAAAGCAAAGUAAAAUUGAUUCAAUAUUUAAACGAAAAAGCACUGAAAUUUCUGAAAAUAAUGGGGAUGGUGACUUCUCUUCUCUACUAGCUGAAAAUCUAGCCAUAGAAAACCGACCUUCAAAACACCAUAGAGUUGAAACUAGGGAAGAAAUUGGUACCAAUUCCAUUGAACGUGAUCCCGGGAAGAGAAAACAAAUUUGGGAGUACCCUGUUGAACAACAAGAUGCUAUUCGACGAGCUUAUUUAAGCCUAGGUCCUUAUCAACCCAUACUUUCGGAGUAUAAAAAGUCUGGACCAUCCUCUCAUCAACGUCAUUUUCAAUCUUCAUGGUUUUCAUUAUAUCGAUCUUGGUUAGAGUAUUCUCCAGAAGUGGAUGCUGUGUUUUGUCUUCUGUGUUUUCUCUUUAAUAAGCCUAAUGGUCAUCCAGGACAAAGGGCCUUCACAGUAGAUGGAUUUCGUAAUUGGAAGAAAGUUAGAAAUGGGAUGAGAUGCCCUUUACUAAAUCAUGUGGGUAAAGACCCAAAUUCAUCUCAUAAAUUAUGCGAGCAAGCUUGUGAAGAUUUAUUGAACCAAGCUCAACAUACGCCACAUGUAAUUAUGAGACAAACAUUGCAGCAAAUAGCAGAUAAUCGAUUGCGACUAAAAGCUUCUAUUGAUGCAGUCUUAUAUUUGGUAUUUCAGGGAUGCGCCAUGAGAGGCCAUGAUGAAAAAAGAGGCUCUGUAAAUCGUGGUAACUUUCUAGAGCUUGUAACUCUCUUGUCUUCCUAUGAUAAAAAUGUUGCCAAAGUUGUCUUAGACAAUGCCCCAAAAAAUGCUUCUUAUAUCUCCCCAGACUCACAAAAAGAGAUUUUACAAGUUGUAUUUGAGAAGGUAAAGUGGGCAAUACGUGAAGAAAUAAACAAUGCAAACUAUUGCAUCAUUGUUGAUGAAGCUAGUGACAUGUCAAGAAAGGAGCAAAUGGCCAUUGUUCUAAGAUAUGUUGACAAUGAUGGCUUUGUAAGAGAGCGUUUUUUCAGCCUUGUUCAUGUUUCUGACACCUCGUCUAUGACUCUAAAAAAUGAAAUAUGUUCGGUUCUCUCUCACUAUGGUUUUGAUAUUCGAAAUAUAAGAGGCCAGGGUUAUGACGGAGCAAGUAACAUGAGAGGGGAAUGGAAUGGGUUGCAAGCUCUUAUUUCUAGAGAAUGUCCUUAUGCUUACUACAUUCAUUGUUUUGCUCAUCGGUUGCAAUUGGCAUUAGUUGCUGCAUCUAAAGAAGUAAUCCCUGUUUAUCAAUUCUUUUCUAAAUUGGCUUCCAUUGUCACUUUUGUUUUGGGUUCUUGCAAGCGUAGUGAUGAACUGAGAGCCACUUUUGCCACUAAAAUUGCUUCUUUGAUUGAAAGUAAUGAGCUUCAAACUGGGACGGGCCUCAAUUAA
Spinacia oleracea (spinach) is the source of this 1419-nucleotide messenger RNA. RefSeq lists its product as uncharacterized. NCBI's taxonomy places the organism in Eukaryota, Viridiplantae, Streptophyta, Magnoliopsida, Caryophyllales, Amaranthaceae. The transcript has a single exon. The record is from RefSeq and is a predicted model, not a curated record. Bases 1 to 1419 code for a protein of 472 amino acids.